AUGCUUCAAAAAGUCACCCUUGUCGCUUCCCUCCUUAUCAUCGCUGUUCAGGUAAGCUUCAUCUCCAAAAAAUCAUUUCUAAAUUUUCAAAUUCUGCAGUUUUCGCGCCAAGAAGACCCAAGUUGGUCGGAAUGGUCUGUGGUGGAAGGUGCGACUUGCAACGAAACUUGCGGAUCUUGCGGAAGGAUUUCUCAGUCCAGAACGUGUCUUGGUGGCUGCACUUGCGCGUUAGUUAUCUAUUGAAAAAUUGAAUGAAAACUGCAAAAAAUCUUGUGAUUAUUCCCUCUGAGUCGCACUGGGAAUGGCUAGAUACUAUGCGGCUAAACGCUUCGCGCUUUUUAAAUAUUGCGCCGGACCCAAUAAUACUUACGCCGUAACGUAAGCCUUAGCCUUGGCGGCGAUUUUGAGCUUGUUUUUUGAACCGCGGCGCGUCCGGAACGCGUGGAGCCAUUCUCCGUGCGUCCUGAAGUCUUAAGGUCGUGGCGAAUGGAUUAUAAUUCAAUUUUUCGUUAUUCAGAGGCGAGAAACAACGCCUCCAGCCGUGCAACAGCGACUUGUGCCCGUUCGGCCGGCCAACUUGCUGCGAAGGAUUCGAAAAAACCAUCGUUGGAAACACUUUUCAGUGUUUGUAA
Caenorhabditis auriculariae is the source of this 632-nucleotide messenger RNA. The record is from the annotation of a GenBank genome assembly. NCBI's taxonomy places the organism in Eukaryota, Metazoa, Nematoda, Chromadorea, Rhabditida, Rhabditidae.